GGACACAGUUACAUCCUACUUGUCCUUCGCCGUCGCAGCCUACACUUUUGAAUAACGUCAUCUCAUAAGAACCCGAACCAUCCAGUGUAUUGCUCCUGUGAUGUCAUCAGUACCGACGUCUGGGGCGGCGGCGGUAUCCGCCCGACCUCCUACCACCCCAGAACAGUGGGAGCAGACCCUUGCGCAGCUCCGCGCGACGAACGAAGAGCUACAGAGACGCAGGGCAGAAGCCGAGAAAGAUCGCGACCUCUUCCGCGACCUCUACUCCAAAGCGUCCUCGCACGCGUCAGAGGUCACCAAGGAGAACAACGAGCUCGCUGAGCGUGCGGCGCUCGCAGAGACGCAAACCCACGACGGUGUCGCCAUGAUCAAAGCGACGUACGAGGAGCGCAUCCGUCUGCUUGAGCGGGAAGUCGAACGCUGGAAGAAGCAGAUCCAUGUGCUGACGGAGCGAGAUGGACGGAUGGACGACGAGAUCAGGCGACGGGCGGCGCUCGAACCGGAGCUCCGCGCGGAGAACGUGCUGCUGAGAGCGCAGCUGGAACAUCUGGAGGAGGACUAUGCCCGGUUGGAAGGGCUGUUGGAGAAGAUGACGAAGCAGCAGAUCGAGGAGACGAUCGUGUUGGGGCAGACUGCGACGGAUUCCGCCCUGUCAACAAAAGGGAUAGAAGCUGCCUGAGGAUCAUGAGUGAGUAGUGACUACGCGGCACGAGUCUAUGGAAGUGAAUCGAUGACCCUCACUGGAUAUCGUCUGAAAGAUGGAAUAUAGAGCUCAUGAACGGUUUGCACACAGACCGGUAUCGGUUCCACGUAGUUCUAUUUACAUGGCCGGCUC
Molecule: messenger RNA, 835 nt
Organism: Dichomitus squalens LYAD-421 SS1
Lineage: Eukaryota; Fungi; Basidiomycota; Agaricomycetes; Polyporales; Polyporaceae
Exons: 2
Coding region: 101-679 (192 amino acids)
Source: RefSeq, a predicted model, not a curated record